Messenger RNA from Pangasianodon hypophthalmus (striped catfish), 5508 nucleotides. Its product is annotated as retinoic acid-induced protein 2. The record is from RefSeq and is a predicted model, not a curated record. Gene Ontology annotation, cellular component: nucleus. The coding region runs from base 440 to 2155 and encodes 571 amino acids. NCBI's taxonomy places the organism in Eukaryota, Metazoa, Chordata, Actinopteri, Siluriformes, Pangasiidae. Gene Ontology annotation, biological process: animal organ development. The transcript is spliced from 2 exons.
CGCGCAGCUCGACUGUCACACGGCUCCGUGCUCCUUCUUCAUUUCGGUGGCGUGGGGGGAAGAGAUAAAGAGGAGAGCGCGCGCCUGUCAGCUCUUCUGUCGGGAGAAAUUGAAAAAAAAAAAAAAAAAAAAAAAAAAAAAAACGCGGCUCGCGACUCGUGUGUGAAGCGUCCGGUAGCGCUUGGUUUCGGAAUAACGACACAAUCUCCUAAACGUCGACGAUUUCAUGGGUCUGCGGGGAGAAAACGGAGCGAGCGGUGACGAAAAAUCCAGAAAUAAUGCGUGAUUAAACGCCAGCUGAGGCUUGACAUCUCCCCGUGCUUCAUUCUCGUCGAGUUUAUUCGAAGGGUUGGUCCCCAGAAUUCUCUCUGAAAUAUGAAAAACUUGCUAUGAAGUUUUAUACCCACAGUACCUGAAGGAGGCUGAAAUAAAAAAGGUGAUGGAGCACCCGUACAAGGACUCAGUCCCAGUAGACAUGGCAAAUCCUCAGGAAGUCUGCAACAGCACAGUGGGUGGAGUUGACAGCAUUGGCAAACUCGAGAGCGAGACCAGUCCAGUAAUCCCCAAUGAGACAUGGAAUGUCAGUUCUCCUACCAUCUCGAAGAGGUCUGUCUCUCCUCUCUUGACGAUUCAGGCAGCUCCUGUCGUUGCCCCCAAUACAGAAUCUCCUGGAGGGGUUGCUCUUAAAGUGGCAACCACAGUUCUUCAGCCCAUCUGCUUGGGCGAGAGUCCAGUUGUGCUACCCAUCUUAGCUGGCACAGCAGCUGCUCAGGUUGGGCAGGCUGGUACUACGCCAUACCUGAUGACCAGCCAAGGGCCCCUUUCCCUGCCCCUGGUUUUAGAGCAGCAGGUGCUGCAGCACCUGAACCCACAGCUCCUCCAGCAGACUGCCACUUGCCCAGCACUCUCGCUACAGAACAACAUGCUGUGCCAGAACCCUUCAGUCGCUCUUGGGCCUCCCCCUUCUCUGGACCAGAAAGGUGUUGGUCCAGUCCUGGAUGCAAGUCUGCUUACCCUUCUCCAGAACCCAAAUUUUGCUGCCAUCUUGCAGGAUCUUUUUCCUGCACAAGGUAAUACCUCACCUACUUGUCAUCCAGUGACUUCCCCGCAGGCAGACCCUUUUUCAUCUGCUUUUCUCCCCCCUCCACCACUUACACACCCAUAUAGCUCCCCACUUGCCCCACUAGUGCCUCCAGCCACUUUGCUUGUCCCUUAUCCAGUUGUCAUUCCCCUGCCAGUUCCACUUCCAGUCCCAAUUCCCAUUCCAGUCCCAGUCUCAACUUGUAAGGACACCAAGGUUGACAGUGAACCCUCUAAACCUGCUUGCACUUCAAGUAAGAGCACUCAGACUUCCACUUAUGACUUCUGCCCUCCUGUGAUGAUGCCUAGCAAGGAUAUGGCAUUCCAACAGCCACCUCUUCAGUCCAGUUCAUCCCCAGUGGUGACAGAUGGGGAGGUGCUAGACUUGUCCAUCAAGACCCCUCAAACUGUACCACUGCAUAGUGGCAGUUCACAGGAGAUCCAACCUCUUCAGCAAGACAGUGUACUUGAUCUAUCUGUAUCCAGUGAUAGGAAGACAUGCAUCCAGUCAUGUAGUGUCUAUGGGCCACCACCACCUGACCGAGACAGAGCCUGCAUCUCUGGAGAGGAUGUCUGUAAUGGAGCUUUGGCUCUGGGGGUCUUGCGACCAGUAGAUUGCACUCCCAAACUGGACUCCAAACUGCUCAGUGGUUUAGCGUCACUGGAGUUUAGUCGGCAGCACAAGUGGGUGGUGGACAGUGGCAGCAGUGGUUCUGUCACCAGUUCAGUACACGAUGCUGCUCUUGGAAGUAGUGGCAACAUUGAAAUUGUUAGCACUUCACAGACAGCCAAGGUUAUUGUAUCUGUGAAGGACGCUAUGCCUGCGAUCUUUUGUGGCAAACUCAAAGGUCUGUCAGGCGUCUCCACAAAAAAUUUCUCUAUUAAGUGUGACGCCAGUCAAGGGGGUUAUGCUGCCCUGCCUAGAUCCCAAGGAGAGCAGCGGGGAGACCCUAGUGACACACUUAAAAAAAUCCCCAAAAACCGAGCGAUUAAACUGAAGAAGGUCAGCUCCCAGGAGAUCCACAUUCUACCCUUAAAGAAGCAGCGUCUGGCUGCCUUUCUACCCAGGAAAUAGCAAGGACUCUGCUGUUGAUGGUGUGAGCUAGGGGACGCCUGUGGGAUGGAGACAGAAUGAAUGAAAUACGGUGCAUACAAAAGCCUGAAGGAAGGAAGGAGGACAUUGAGAUAGAGAAACUGGGAGAGAGGGCGAGCAAGGAAGGAAUUAGGGUUUGUUGAUGCUAAAGGCAUUUCUGGCAGAAACAAGACUUAGACACGCUCUAAACUGUCCAGAAAUAUUUAGGGCAAUGCUGGCCGCCUCUAGUUUGCCUGGUCGGCAUUUGAUCCAUUCAUUAUAAAGCGAUCAGAGAGAUUGUUUAAGUGGCUGAGUCCACAAGAAAUAGAAUAUACAAGGAGCUGAAAAUGACAGACUGCAACACUACUGAACAAAUCACUCACAUUUCCACAUUUAAUUUCCCCCAAAACUGCUCCUCUGCUAUGCAUUUUGAUUUCGGUCACACAUCGCCAUGAAUUAUUCAUGACUUCUCUAAUCUAAAUGUCCAUUAAUAUGCAUAAGCUCAGUUCAGAGAUUGUGCCAGCUGCCAGAAUGAAAUCAGUCCUGUAUUCCUCAUACAAACACAAUGUGACGAAUUUAUAUUCAUCUCCGUCUGUUCUGCUCAUACCAAAUGCUGUUUGCUCUAAGUUCUUGUGCAGGACUCACCCCAGGUUUUGUUUCCAAAAUGAACUUUGUGUGAACAGAUUUUCGUUUUCACUUGGGGUAGUGUGUGACCUCCGUGCUUUGCCCUGUUAACCGGUAAUCGCUGUAUUAAUCAGAGGAUCAGCUAAGCGGAACAUCCACUUUCAAUGGGGGGUAGGGCUAGCAGUUAGCACAGCGGGCUAAUAAUGACUUGCCAAAGCAAAAGGUCUCUUUCAUUAACUUUGAUGAUCGGCAGAAAUGGUUGCCAGUGGCAACAAAGCACAGUUUUCAUCCUUCUUUCUGGGGGAGGGUGACUGGGGGGGUGGGGAUGGAGGAACACACUGCCCACCCAUCUCAAUUAGAACAAAAUAAUCACCAGGGGCUUGCCUAUAGCACAGUAAAUGCAAUUUAAAGGGGUUAUUAAUGAUCUUUGUGUGGGUUUGCUUUUUUUUUUUCUUUUAUAGAGAUUUUAUGAGCCCUCCGAACUGCAGGCCUGCGUUCAUAAUUUCAGGCUUAACUGGUAUUAUCUACUCGUGUUUGUUAUUGCAACAUGUCUGCUUCUAAAAUUGGGCGGGGUGCUUAUUGCACCACUAGCUUUUACUUUUGUUAUACUAAAACCCCUAUGAAAAUGACAACCAAUAAAUCAAGUUGUUUGUGUUUCAUAUUGCGCUCCCCCCAUUCCCUGCACAAGCUUUCUGCAUACGGCAUUGUGUGUGUGUAACAACUUUAAGCUACUCUCCCACAGUUUAGUGAUUGAAAGAGGACAAUUUAAUUUGAUUUUUGUCCCCUUUCAGGUCUCAUUUAGUUUGACACUAACUAAACGAAUCUGUUUAGUACUCCAAAUAUCAUGAAAACACAGAAAAAAAAAAUCCAGCCUUAGAAAUGUCAGGACUGUCAGCACGGUGUGUAAAUUCUGACUCACAUUCCUUGACCUCAGCUACAUCACUCCAGUUCAUAAUUGGUCUGAAGAGCUUGACCAGGUAGAUGCAUCACACAGCGUCGCACGAUCAUGUUAACAAACGUGGUCUUUCUGGCAAGCUUUCUAAAAAAUCAUAUCUGUAUUUCUAUCUGUUUAGAGCAAAUUAUCUGUUCAGUUCAAAUAAUAUAUUUGGUAACAUCCCUAAUUUAGAUAUGCAUAUACAGUAGGUACUGUGUUGUUGAUAGAGCUCCGGUUAUCAAUACUUCUACUGGAAUUUUGUGUGUGUGGUGAUGAGGAGGGCUUUGCUGCUCUGAAAUUCACUGUGUUAAUUCACCCUUAGUGGCUAAUCUACAUUCACCUCAUAUGUGUUUCCCAGUCCACACUGCAUUGCACAUUUUAGUGUUUUCCUGCUCUAACACGCACCUUUAAGCUCUGAAAGGGCUUGAUUAUGAGUUGAUGUGUUGAGUCAGGUGUGUGAGAUCAGAGAAACUGUCUAAAGGAGCAGAAUUGGGAAACCCUGCCUUAAUGUAAGCAUGUUAUGAGACAUUAUUGGUGUUUUGAACAAUUCCGAAGGCAUGAAGGAUAUGAGAAUGAAGCAGUCAGAAAUGAGAUGAAGGAAAAAUCACCCUUGGGGAAAAAAAAAAAGGAAAAAAAACCCUUAAACCCACAAAACAGGAUCAAUGAUGUGUCUCAGCUAUUCUUUUCCACUACGCUGUGCUAGCUUAAAAGGCUUAGCAGAUCUUCAGAUUUGGUCUGCACCACUCAGAUUCACACACAACACUAAUUUAGUCAAAGCCACAGAAACGCCCAAUGAGCCGAAAAGCUUCUAACUACACAUGACAUCAAAAAGCUGACUUUGAAGCUCAGCAAACCCAUUUUCUCAAAUUUGACUCGCAAUCUGUAAUUCAAUAUCGUAAAUGAACGGCUCUCUUUAUAAAAAGUCCUACGUCAGGUUCUUGAACACAGCAUGGGGUAAUUAUGCCUCGUAGUGUUUUUAUUCCUGUAUGAUGAGGGGAGGAUUGCUUAAUCUUCGGCGUGUUUAGAGUGCCAGAGUGCUUUUAUUCAUAAAGCAGCUCAGAGCUGAAUCGCUUAUCCAUGGCCUGCUUUUCUGAAGGGUAUGGAGAAGAAAUCCGGAAAAGGAAUCAAAGACUAAAGAUGUUUAUUAUAAUCUUGAUCUUAAUGUUCUCUCCUCUGCAAAUAUGAUUUUAUUUAAAGAUUAAUCCUAGCACAAAAUUAGCUGAAAUUGCCAAUCGAGACGUUCAAUGGUUAUUUAACAAUUAUUUGAUUCAUUGUGUGAUCAAACAGUGAUUUUAUAUAAUGUAUCAUAAAAAUAUGCAUUUUUUUGGAUUGUAUUAAACUGAACCUCUGUCAAAACUCAUCAGCAUUAAGUAGCUGUAGAUUCAUAAUGUGUUAACAGUGUGCGCCUACAAUAUCGGUUUUGGGGCGAAACAUGCAACCGUUGCACAAAUACUGAAUCCUUUGUGUGAGUGUGUGUGUGUAUGUAAGGGAAAACCCGACUUUAUGAUGUGAACGAAUUCACAAACUCAUCCUUCCUACUCAAAAGACGGUACGUGACACUUUGUAGGAGUUGAUAAAAUAUUCUGUGGGAGAUGAUUUUUUUUUUUUUUUUUUAAAAACCUUUUGUAAAUAAUGGAGCAAUGUGUUAAGGACUAAAUGAAAAAAGAAGAUGGCCAUGUUUUUAAAUUAUUUAUUUAUUCUUAUUUGUAUCAUUUAAAAUGUGGAAAAAAAUGUGUAUGUGAAGGGUGCAUUACUUUUAAAAAUGUAACAUUAAAAAUGUCUAUUCACAUCUGAACAA